GGCGAUCAGCUGGGAAGAACCUCAGACGUCUGAGCUUCCUUAAUGAGGACGUGUGAAGACAGCGCAAACACGGCACGGGGUCAGAAAAUGACAUAAAUGCCACAUAUGCUUCUCUACACCUUUAUUUUAAAUGAUCACGUUUUGGUAGUUGUCUAAUUAUUGAUUUUUAAGUUACUAGUUCAGAGAUACACGCAGGAGUCACGCAAACUCUGUAAUUACCGUUACGUUGGUUCCCCAUCUCGCAGGCGUGUUAUAAAUGCGUGAAAAGACGCAUUUCCGUCAACACAACACGUCCACCGUCGCUUUUACUGCGGCAGCUGGCGGGCUGCUGCGAACUUGCAGUAAUUGAUCGGAGCGCGAGCGCAGGACCCGCAGGACGAGCAGCGAACGGAGAGCGGGGCGCCGGGACAGGCUGCGGAGCGGAGACCCGUCCGUCCGUCCGUCCGUCCACGGCAGCGUGAGCCCCGCGCGGGACGACGCGUGUCGCCGUGCGGGAUUGGACCCCGCGUCCGACGCCGGCCAGCGCGGCGCUGACCGAGGCGCGAGGGGGGGGUGCGCGAGGCAUGUCCGGUCCGAGGGGGAGCGCGUUCGACGCCGCAGCUCCGAGACUUCAUCCCUGAUGCGCGCCGCGGAACCGGAUGGUGGCGAAACAAUGACCCGGGCUCUCUCCAUCCUCGCGUACGCCUUCUCGCUGGUUUGCUGUAGCAGCAGUGCUGACUCAGAGGAGCGCCUCAUGAAGUGGCUGCUCGGAAAGGACCGGUACAAUCCGCUGAUCCGCCCGGCUGUCAACAGGACCGAGAGAGUCACAGUGAAGCUGCAAGUGUCUCUGGCUCAGCUCAUCAGCGUGAAUGAAAGAGAACAGAUCAUGACCACCAAUGUCUGGCUCACUCAGCACUGGGAGGAUUACAGGUUAUCAUGGGACCCUGCCAAGUACGAGGGCAUCGACAAGCUGCGCAUUCCAUCCAGACACAUCUGGCUCCCAGAUAUCGUUCUGUACAACAAUGCUGACGGUACGUACGAGGUGACCGUCUUCACCAAUGCCAUCGUCCUCUUCAACGGCAGCAUCAACUGGCUCCCACCGGCCAUCUACAAAAGCGCCUGCAAAAUCGAGGUCAAGCAUUUUCCCUUCGACCAGCAGAACUGCACGCUCAAGUUCCGCUCCUGGACGUACGACCACACGGAAAUAGACCUGAUCCUGAAGUCGGAGGUGGCCAGCAUGGACGACUUCACCCCGAGCGGAGAGUGGGACAUCUUGGCCCUGCCAGGCAGACGCACCGUCAACGCUUUGGACCCCACGUAUGUGGACCUCACCUACGACUUCAUCAUCAAGAGGAAGCCUCUGUUCUACACCAUAAACCUCAUCAUCCCCUGCGUUCUGAUCACGUCUCUGGCCAUUCUGGUCUUCUACCUGCCGUCAGACUGUGGGGAGAAGAUGACGCUCUGCAUCUCCGUGCUCUUGGCUCUCACCGUGUUUCUGCUUUUGAUCUCAAAGAUUGUUCCUCCCACCUCUCUGGACGUGCCCCUCAUCGGCAAGUACCUGAUGUUCACCAUGGUGCUGGUGACCUUCUCCAUCAUCACUAGUGUGUGUGUGCUCAACGUGCACCACCGCUCACCCAGCACCCACACCAUGCCCGCCUGGGUCAAGCUGAUAUUUCUCAUCAAGCUGCCAGCCCUGCUCUUCAUGAGGCGCCCGCACAAUAACUCUGCGAAGCAGAGACUUCGUCGGCAGCGGUGCCUCCGGGCGAGGAGAGCCAUUUUGGGUCUGGGUUACCCAGUUUCAGCCAAAACGGGAAUCACCAUGUCAUCUUCUGCCUUGCUGUCCUCCGACUCGGCCUUCUCCACUCCGGGACACAAAAACACAGCUCCUCCAAUGAGCUACAGCCACCACAGGAUAGGGGAGCUCCCCUCCACCGACUACCUUCCCACGUUUACACAGAACCUCCCGCACAGAAGCGGCUCCAACUGGACCGCUGACGUCCAGGAGGCAGUGGACGGAGUGCGAUUUGUGGCCGAGCACAUGAUGGGAGAUGAUGACGACCAGAGCGUGAUUGAGGACUGGAAGUACGUGGCCAUGGUGGUGGACCGCCUGUUCCUGUGGAUCUUCGUUAUAGUGUGUGUGGUGGGCACUCUGGGCCUGUUCCUACAGCCUCUUUUCCAGAGUCAGAUUGUUGGCAACCAGCAGCCCAGCUCAGAGACCCCUCGCAUCUGAUCAGCAUCAAGACUCAGCAACUUACUUUUCUUUUCAUAAGCAAUCGAUCUUAUAGGUAUAAGUAUGUAAUAGCUUUCAAGUCUUCUUUUUUGCUUGUCGUGCUGCGCUGGCAGGGACCGGAGGCCCUAAAACUCUGCUCCGUGUGCCAAAUUCCACCAGUAUUGCACCUAAGUGGGUUUCAGGGAAAAAAAUGUCCUUGUGAACAACUUAAUAUGUGCAUUUGUGGAACAGACUGAAUCUUGGUGUAAGACACAACGUCUCAAUAAUCAAAACCUUGUGGCCUAAAGCAAUAAAACACAUUAUUGCUCCUCA
This is a messenger RNA of Betta splendens (Siamese fighting fish), 2521 nucleotides long. RefSeq names its product cholinergic receptor, nicotinic, beta 4 (neuronal) (gene chrnb4). Gene Ontology annotation, biological process: monoatomic ion transmembrane transport; chemical synaptic transmission; nervous system process. Gene Ontology annotation, molecular function: transmembrane signaling receptor activity; acetylcholine-gated monoatomic cation-selective channel activity. Gene Ontology annotation, cellular component: postsynaptic membrane; synapse; neuron projection. The transcript is spliced from 6 exons. The record is from RefSeq and is a predicted model, not a curated record. NCBI's taxonomy places the organism in Eukaryota, Metazoa, Chordata, Actinopteri, Anabantiformes, Osphronemidae. The coding region runs from base 620 to 2209 and encodes 529 amino acids.